UAGCGGCACGUAACAUACUAGAGCAAAACACCUCCGUGAUCAAGUUAGCUCAGUGCUGGCCCUAGGUGGCAAGCGCAGCGCUAGAUCUGCGCUGUGAGAAGUGCAAGAGGCAUCGCCUGAACGGUCUCCGUGCACCCUGCGACGCCGAGGCCCCGGAGCAUCGACCUGAGGUCACUGCAAGCAGGAGCGGCUCUGGAGCAAAUAUGCGCUCCCUCGUCGCCGUGCUGCUUGCCGCGCCGGCCCGCGCGUUCGUCUCGCCGGCGCGCGCGCCCCUGGCACCGGUCAGGCAAAGCGUGCCGCCGCCGCUCCAUGCCAGCCCCGUCGACCUGGCCCAGCUGCCCACCCAGCUCGUGGCGGAGCUCGAGAACGCCGUGCCCAUUGAUAAGAGUGGAUGGUUCGGCGGCAUCGUCCAGGCCAUGGAGUCGGUGAUCACGUUCCUCCACGAUGUGGUAGGGAGUUACGGGAUCGCCAUCGUGUUGUUUACACUAAUAUUAAAGGUCGCGACCUUCCCGCUAAACAAGGCCCAGAUCGAGUCCACGACGAAGAUGCAGGCGCUCCAGCCGGCCAUCAAGAAGAUCCAGGCGACGUACGCGGCCGAUCCCGACAAGAUGAACAUGAUGAUGGCCCAAUUGUAUCAGGAGAACGAGCUCAACCCGCUGGCCGGGUGCCUGCCUUCGCUUUUACAGAUUCCGGUCUUCAUCGCGCUGUACAGGGCGCUGCUGAGCUUGGCGAGGGAGGACCUCUUGGAGGAGUCGUUCCUCUGGAUCCCGAACCUCGAAGGGCCCGUCUUCGGCGCGCAGAACGCGGACUGGCUCUUCAAGUUCGACAACUGGAACGGCGCCGUGCCGCCUUUGGGGUGGUCGGACACGGCCGCUUAUUUAGCAUUACCCGUGCUGCUCGUCGUGGCGCAGAGCGUGUCGACGCAGCUCCUGGCGCCGCCGGGGCAGAGCGACGAUCCGAACGCGCCCGGCAACAACGCGGUGCUCAAGUUUUUGCCAGUGAUGGUUGGGUUCUUUUCGCUCAACGUGCCGGCGGGCCUGACGAUCUACUGGUUCUGCAACAAUUUGAUCACGACGGCCUCCACCUUAUAUAUUCGGGGCACCGUCGAGGCCAACCCGGUGACGAUGGGCGGCGCGUCGGCCGCGCCGCCGGCGCCCAAGAAGCUCAAGAAGAAGAAGAAGGCGAAAGCAGGUCCCGCCUUCGAGGACCUUGUCGCCGCCGCGCCCAAGGCGGCGGCGGCGCCGCCGGCGCCGGCGCCGCCCGUCGUCGCCGACGCUGCCGGUGUCGUCGACGUGGUGGCGGAGGCGGUCGUCGACGCUGCGCCCGCGGCUGCUGUGGUCGACGUCGCGCCCGCGGCGGCGGCCGAGGAGGACGGAAUCUCAAAGAGCGCCGCGAAGAAGAAGGCCAAAGCGCAGAAGAAGUCGCGACGGAGCAAGAAGUCGCGCAAGUGAGCGGCGCAGCCAGACGGCCGAGCGCGCGCCCCUCGUCGCCGUUGGGGGAGUAACUCGUCGAUACCU
Messenger RNA from Pelagomonas calceolata, 1517 nucleotides. Lineage: Eukaryota; Pelagophyceae; Pelagomonadales; Pelagomonadaceae. The record is from the annotation of a GenBank genome assembly.